This is a messenger RNA of Eublepharis macularius, 1804 nucleotides long. RefSeq names its product solute carrier family 35 member F3 (gene SLC35F3). NCBI's taxonomy places the organism in Eukaryota, Metazoa, Chordata, Lepidosauria, Squamata, Eublepharidae. Gene Ontology annotation, cellular component: membrane. Gene Ontology annotation, biological process: thiamine transport. The record is from RefSeq and is a predicted model, not a curated record. The coding region runs from base 81 to 1355 and encodes 424 amino acids. The transcript is spliced from 7 exons.
AGGAGCUGAGCGCUCUGCCGCGACCGGCGUCAGGAUGUAGGCGAUCGGCUGAAGGGCUCUUGCUGGCAGAAGGGCUCAUCAUGAAGAAACACUCGGCCCGGGUAGCCCCUCUCAGCGCUUGCAACAGCCCCGUCCUGACGCUCACCAAAGUGGAAGGGGAUGAGCAUUCCCGUGAUUCCCCAGCCACAACAGAAGCCCAGUCACAUGCUGGGAUGGAAGCUGGUGGAAGAGGAAGCCGGUGUUGCUGGACAUGCUCUGUGACCCAACUUAAGAAAUUUUUCUGGGGAGUAGUAGUGGUGCUUGGCGUAUGUUCCUCCUGGUCAGGCUCAACUCAGCUAGCAAAACUAACCUUUGAGAAAUUUGAUGCACCUUUCACUUUGACAUGGUUUGCAACAAACUGGAACUUUUUAUUCUUUCCUUUGUAUUACACUGGACAUGUUUUUAAGUCUGCUGAAAAACAGUCUCCACAGCAAAGAUACAGGGAGUGCUGUCGAUUUUUUGGAGAUAACGGCUUGACUUUGAAGGCAUUUUUUACCAAGGCAGCACCUUUCGGUGUUCUUUGGACACUAACAAACUACCUGUACUUACAUGCAAUAAAAAAAAUAAACACUACGGAUGUUUCCGUGUUGUUCUGCUGCAACAAAGCUUUUGUGUUUUUACUUUCAUGGAUUGUUCUCAGGGACAGGUUCAUGGGAGUGAGGAUUGUGGCUGCUAUACUGGCUAUUGCAGGGAUAGUUAUGAUGACUUAUGCUGAUGGAUUCCACAGUCAUUCAGUUAUUGGUAUCGCACUGGUUGUGGGAUCUGCCUCAAUGUCAGCUCUGUACAAGGUUUUGUUUAAGCUUCUCCUGGGCAGUGCUAAAUUUGGAGAAGCUGCCUUAUUUUUGUCAGUGUUAGCUGUCUUCAAUGUCCUUUUUGUUACGUGUAUUCCUGUCAUCCUUUACUUUACCAAAGUUGAAUAUUGGAGUUCUUUUGAUGCCAUUCCUUGGGGAAGCAUUUGUGGAUUUUCAGUCCUAUUAUUGACAUUCAAUAUUUUAUUAAAUUUUGGGAUUGCUAUUACAUAUCCUACUCUGAUAUCUCUUGGAAUUGUACUAAGUGUACCUGUAAAUGCUGUUGUAGACCACUACAGGAGUGACAUAGUCUUCAACAGCGUCCGUGUAAUUGCCAUUGUCAUCAUUGGCCUGGGAUUCCUCCUGUUGCUUUUGCCGGAAGAGUGGGAUGAGUGGUUAAUAAAGCUCCUCACUCGCCUCAAAGUACGGAAGAAGGAAGAGGUUCCAGAAGGAAAUGGAGACAUUGUGUCUGGAUUACAAAACAAAAGCAGGAGAACACGGCCAUCCAUGUCAUCUUUCACCCAUUAAUGCUGUUAUUUUUAUGGAAACUCUUCAUGAUGUAUGCUAUAAUUCACAGGUCUUUUCUUGCAAAGAAGCACAUAUGUCCAAUAUAGUGUACAUAGAUGUACAGUUUUGAUAUACUAGCGUCUGAGGCAUCAAGUUUCAGCAUGUCCAAACUGCCUGCACUGUUUCACAUCAAACCUUUCAUUUGGGAGAACUUUAAAAAGGCAAAAACAAAACACUUUUUAAAUGAAUGUAAUGUAUAGCUGAAUUCUCUUGGCAUAUAUUAUGUUAACAAGAAAUCAUAAUGAGAAGCAGGACAUAUGUUUUGAACAUUAGGUACUGAAUGCCACAUUGCACACUGUGAUUUACGAAUAUAUAGAGAAAGGUAUGUAUAUGCUAUGCUGUGUCAUAAGCUUAUUUUUUAACCAGAGAUGUACUCUAAAUAUUUUCAAAUAAACCAAAAUAAAAUCUUU